AUGAGCUUUCCUCCAGAAUAUGCACCAACUGCCUCGACUUCGUUUACAAUAUCUUCAGAUUCGAUCAGGUAUAAUGAGGAGGUGACUAGGUCCCUGCUAAUUAAAUCUCCCACACAUAAAUCGACGUAUGAUGCACUAGCCGAAGUAUGCUCUAUAAUCCCGUCAAUUGAAAUGCUAGAGAAUGCGUAUAUCAAGGACUACGUAACCGAUAAGGAGAAGUUCACUUCAGCAACAUUCAGAUUGAUAUAUCAGUAUCAGACUUUGGUCAAAGGAUUUGACGAGCCAAAGAUACAGGUCUUGCAACAGCUUCUACCGGGCCUUCAACCAGACUUGUCAAAUUUCUUGCAACUAUUUAUGACAAAAUUCCAUUUAAACUGUCCACAAGCAAUGCGUAGAUUGAUUAGUGGUGUACCCUCAACGAUUGAGCAUAUUAGUGAAAAUUCAUCCACUGCUGCCACCAAUAGCACCAGUGGAAAUGGUAAUGGCAAUAGUGCUAAUGCAAGAUUAAUUGCCGAAAUUACAGGAAACUUCAUUACUUGCAUGGAUGCUAUAAAGUUGAAUUACAAAACAAGAGAUCAGCUACACCCUCUACUAAGUGAGUUGGUGGUUAAUUUGAACGAGCUCAAUGAGAAUAUGGAAGUAGCCGGUAAGUCAAAACUAGUAAAUUGGUUGAUAAAGAUUAACAAUUUAGAGAAAGAAUUGAAUCAAGAGGAUGCAGACAUAUUCUUGAGUGAUUUGGAUGUAGCCUACAAGGGAUUCUAUUCGUCAUUAGAGAAGAAUUGA
Molecule: messenger RNA, 783 nt
Organism: Lodderomyces oxycetoniae
Lineage: Eukaryota; Fungi; Ascomycota; Pichiomycetes; Serinales; Debaryomycetaceae
Gene: VPS28
Product: ESCRT-I subunit protein
Exons: 1
Coding region: 1-783 (260 amino acids)
Biological process (GO): protein transport to vacuole involved in ubiquitin-dependent protein catabolic process via the multivesicular body sorting pathway
Cellular component (GO): ESCRT I complex
Molecular function (GO): protein-containing complex binding
Source: RefSeq, a predicted model, not a curated record